Molecule: messenger RNA, 1889 nt
Organism: Rhizophagus irregularis DAOM 181602=DAOM 197198
Lineage: Eukaryota; Fungi; Glomeromycota; Glomeromycetes; Glomerales; Glomeraceae
Source: RefSeq, a predicted model, not a curated record
UUUUUUUGUUACCUCUCUGAUUUUUUUGUUACCUCUCUCCUUUUCACUUUCAAUUACAAUAUGACAUGUUCAAAAAUAUUUUCAGGAGAUUUACCUGAAUUAACCUAUGAAAUUAUAAAAUAUUUUCAGAAUGAUUAUCCAACCUUACAUUCAUGCAUUUUAGUUAACAAAUUAUGGUGUCAUUUAGCGAUUCCAUUAUUAUGGGAAAAUCCUUUUUCAAUUUAUGUUAAAAACCAUAAUUUUAUCGGAAUUUACUUACAUAAUAUAAAUGACGAUCUUAAAACAAAAUUUUAUAAAUAUAAAGUUAUUAAUAAUUCAUUACCUUCGAGGACACUUUUCAAUUAUCCUAAAUUUUUAAAAUAUUUGAAUACAUAUGGGUUUAUAUUUUCUAUUCAGAAAUGGUUUGAAUCUCCUAUUAAAACUGCAAGCCUCGAAAAUAUAUCAUACUUAACUGAUUUUUACAUAAUGAUUGAUAUAUGUGUAUCAUUAUUUAAAAUAUUUAUCGAAAAUGAAGUAAAUUUACAUACUCUUGAAAUUGAUAGUACAAGUAUCGUUUAUGAUUCUAUUUAUCCUAGUAAUAUUCUUGAGUUAAUUUUGCAAAAUACAAAUUUCAUUCACAAUAUUAAAAAUUUAAAACUUCAUAUUAUAGAUAAUAAUAGAAAUAUUGCUCUAAUUAAAGAUCGUAUAUCACAGAUAAUUAAUUUACAACAAAAUCUUAAAAAAAUUUUAAUAAAUCGGAAUAGUUUUCUCUCAUGUCAAUCAUUAUUUUUAUCAAAAGAUUAUAAUUGUUCAAAUACUUUAAAUACAAUCGUUUUCUAUUACUGCAAUUUUAAAGGUAUUAACAAUCUACAAAAAAUAUUUGAACAAUUAAACGUUUUAGAAUCUGUUCAUAUCCUUUAUUGUGGUUCUUUAUGUACUGACUUUAUUCAACAAAUUAUUAAUUUAACAAAACCAUUUAAGUUGAAAUCUUUAUUUGUAAGUGAGAUAUUACAAAUUGAAUCAUUACAACAAUUAUUACAAAAAUCUGGUGGUUAUAUAGAAAAUUUCGGGUACUGUGGACUUUAUUUUACUACAUCACUAAGUCAACAAUUAUUAGAAUUAAUCACAAAAUAUUGUAAAAAUAUCAAUUUUCUUUAUUUGAGUGGAUAUGAAAGUCGGAUUGUUUAUCAAAUGUCCAAUUUAAUUGAAAAUAUUAAACAAAAUCUUAAUUAUCUUUUAAUUGAUAUAAGUGAAUAUAGUUCUCCAAAUGGUAAUAUUGAAGGUAGUUCAAAUAUAUUACAAAAUCUAGGACAAGCUCUCCCUUCUAAAUUAGAAUACAUAAGGAUGGCUUUUACUAUUAAAGAAAGUGAUUUUAGAGUAUUCUUAGAAAAUUCUCAAGAUAUUUUUAUCAAUAAAUUGUUAAUAAUACAAAAUGGUAGUGACGAUAUUUUACAUUAUAUAAAAGAAUAUAUUAUGAAGGAAAGAAGAGUCAGGUAUUUGGCAAUUAAAAAUAUUGAAAAUAGAAUAGAUUUAUUUGAUUUAAAAGAUGAAGUGAAGGAAUUUGAGUUACAUAAUAUUAUAGUUCGAAAUUAUACCGAUUUAUAUAUUACCGUUAAUAACUAUAUAAAGAAUAUUGAUUAAUUAUAAAGAUGAAUAUCAUAUGAAAUGAACAUAGAGUUGGAUGAAUCCGUUCUGGUCCGGUGAUUCCGGUCCGGUCCAGGACCACUUUUGGUCUAAUCUUUAUUAUGAUUAUAUGAUAUUAAUAAAAAUUAAAAAUGAAUCGAUCCGAACUUGGUCGAAAAAACUGGUCCGUAAUAUUUUUCUAUUGCCGCAGCUUAAUUUCUAAAUAAUUAUAAUCUUACACAAUUAGUAAACGAAAAUUUAAUGUAAAAUAAUUAAUUCAAUAAAUU